CAUCAAGCAUUCACCGCAUACGCACGUGCACGUCGCGCUUUCAUUGGCCAAUUUGAAUUUUGAACGUUCGAACUAGCCAAUCGCGUUCGAUCGGACGUUUGAUUUCUUUUUCACUCAUAUACAGUGUGUUCCGUUAGUGUCCAGUGUUGGUGACAGUAGACUGUGUAUGACAGCUGUUUUUGUUCUAUUUUCAAAGAUCGGAUGUUUUUCACGUGGCCUGGUGAAAACUUCAUCUAAAAUUUGUGAUUACUUCGAUAAUUGUGUGUAAACAAACGUCGUGUGCCACAAAGAAGCAGCUGUGCGGAUUAUUGACCCACUGCGCCCGCGCCGGAAACAUUAUGCCAUAUACACACUAAGCAAAGCGGACCUGCCGACACCGCGAGGAAUUCACCGUUAAUUAUGCUAGCUUAUUAGCACGCCAUGAUGGAAGGACCGACAUCCCGUCCCACUGUGGAGUACAUCCCACCCCUGCCGACGAAGCAGAGAAACUCGACGACAUUCACACAAAUAACUAAUGAAACGCUAAACGGGUUUGACGCCACAGACGGUCGAUCCAGCAUCGACUCGCUAAGUUCGAUGCACUCUCUCAUCCUUAAUUCUAAGAGCUCCUCUGCAACGGUAUUCAUAGCGGCGAAUCAGUCAGACAGACCCGCGAGCACGCCUAGCCCGGACGCCCCAGUCAAUGGCCCACAUGUCGUCACUAUCAGAAUCAACACGGACUCGGACAAAUCCAAAGCACCAAAAAUAUCCAGCGUCCAUCUUAAGAGUGAUAUAGAUUUCGAAACGUUCAAAUUGCACGAAAGAAAAAACAACAGUCUAGUUAGAAUCAAUGUGGAUGAAACCAGGCCGAAGAUAUUAGAAAAUGAAGACACGACUAAGGUAGAUAAAGCGCCUUAUAUCUACUGCAAUUCUUAUGUUAAUUCAAUGACAAAUAUGGUCAUGUCGAGCGGACAGUGCUCACCAAGCGAUACCCUAGACUCCGGCACUUGUAGCGAUCUAGAUGGCACUCCUCCGCCGCUGCCUAAAAAGAAAUCUGUCAAAAAUUCUUCCAAAAAAGCUGUAUCUGUCACAGUUAUCAGUUCCAGAAAUGGAUCAAGCCAAAGUGAAGUGGAUUUCGAAGACAACGAUUCUAACAUAUCGUGCGAUUCCCUCAACAGUAGUGAGCUGAAUGGAAGUGUGCACGCAGAUGAAAGUCAUAUCGAUUAUGCUAUGAAAAAAGAAAACAAACCAACUGUUGAUCCACCUAUCGCGCCAGAGAUGCCAUCGUACACCAAAACAACAAAAGAUAACACUUUUUUGCCCAUAGGCUUACUCCAAGAUAUCAGAGACCGUUCAGCUAAACUCAAUACCAUCGAAACUGAAAGCGAAGUAAAUCAAGAUACCGACCAGAAUAUCAAUGAAAAUGCUAAUAUAUCAAAAGAAAGCGCUCAACUCACUUCGUUCCGUUUAGUUUCUCAGCUUAAUGGAGGAGCGAAGAAAAACGACGACCACGAAUCAUUACCGGCAAAUUCGAGUAAAACUCCGCUGAUUAGCGAGAGUACGUACGAGGAGAGAAAAAAUCAGGAUAAAUUGAAGCAUGAAAAAAUAUGUUAUAGUAGUCAUUACUUCGAUACGGACAAAUUUUACGACUUCCAUUUGAACGAGAAACAGUUCGAUGAAAAACCGCCAGUGAAAAGUGUAAGUGUUAGUGGUAAAAGUGACUGUGAUGGUUCUGAAGUGGAAUUUUUUGCCGGGAUCAAGGACUACAAAGCUGAAGAAGCGCCAUCGACGAUCAGGAGUUCAAAAGGGACGAUACGAGGCGUGAAAAAUCGCGUGAGGGCCGGCAUAGCGACAUUCCUUCAAAUGCAGAGCACUACAAAGAGCUACAAAGAGAAAGACGCUGGCAAAGUUGUAGUCUACACGACAACGAUGGGCAUAGUUCGCAGUACAUACCAGCGUUGUGUUCUCGUGAAGAAGAUCCUCAGGAACCUGCUGGUGAAGUAUGAGGAGCGGGACGUGUUCAUGAGCACGGAGUACCAGGACGAGAUCCGGGACCGCAUGAGAAGCGACCAGAUACUGGUCCCGCAGCUGUUUGUUGAAGGACACCAUAUUGGGGAUGCAGACACCGUCGAGAAGUUGAAUGAGAGCGGUGAACUCCGUAAAAUGCUCAAACCAUACAAGAGUCCCGAUGCGUGCAACACGUGCCAGAUCUGCGGAGGAUUCCGUCUCCUUCCCUGCAGAAUCUGCAACGGCUCCAAGAAAAGUCUGCACAGGAACCAUUUCACAGCAGAGUUUGUGGCCCUCAAAUGUAUGAACUGCGAUGAAGUAGGCCUGGUCAGGUGUGACGCCUGCUCUUGAAGUUUAAGAUCAUUUAAUAGGUACACUGUUCUCUUUCGAUUCCUCAAUUCUAAGAAAAAUGUAUACAAGAUUCAAUUAAUCGUUGAAUUUAUCGUACUCAUAUGAAUGCUGCUUCGAUAUAGUUAUUGGUUACGUUACGAAGGCUCAUGUAGGAUCUACAAAGGAGAUAAUGGUAAGCCCCCAGGUCACAUGUAAGACCGGUAAAGAUAAAAAACAAGGUUUACUGCACUAUAUGAAACUCUUAAUUAGAAUAUCAAAAAAACAUACAUCUAUGAAGUUUGUUUUUGUAAAGUGCGUGAACUCGAGAGUAGAUUAAUAUUAAUUAUAAGGUUUCCUAUGGGAUCAGAAUGUUAAUAUGGGAUUUGUAAAACGAGUGAUAAUACUAACCUCAUUUGAAUUGAUCAAUAGAGCACCGUUAGCACCUGAUAUGAGGCAGCUUCCAAGAAUAUCUACCAAUGCUAUUCUGUUAAUAAAUUCCAACGGUUUAUAUUCUCUGAAUACAGUACUAGCUUUUCAUAGAGUGAGAUUCCAGUUGGCAACGAUUUAAUAUGUCAUCUCCAAACAAUUUCUCGGAAAUUUUAUAAAGUCAGAUUCAAAGUUCCUCGUGAACAUCCUAUCCUAAAUAUUGACCUUAAGGCAGGAUUAUUGAUAUUUUGUCGAGAACUCGAGAAUAUUGUUUGAUAAUGAAAUUGUUUAUUACAAAGUCUUACUAAUUCGUUAAAUUGUAUAAAACAUUAUGUUAAAUUUCUCUUUGAUCUAGGAGCUUUACAGAAAGUAGAUUCUGAAACAAAUAGUAAAUUCUAUAAGCAUGAAAUAUAGAUGUUUUUAUCGUUUUUAUUGUAAAUUCGACUAAACAAAAACCUAUCUAUCAGUCAAAAAGCCUUGUAUCAGCGUUAGAUGAUACUAAUUUUGUAUUAACAACUUUGUCAAGAGUUUAUAUCAGUGGUAGAAUAUAUCCUAACUAGGUAUUAUGGGAGUUAUUAAAUUAAUGUAUAAUUGAAAGCAAACCUAGACUAAAUUUUAGGAAAAAAUCAAAGCAUGAAUAGUAUUGAAUAUAUAUUUUCAUCAAUAAUGGAAUGAUUUCUGCUCAAGUCAGAAUGUCAUUGUUUUAUUUGCUUGCUUAUCUUUAUAUUUUCUCGCAUACUGAUUGGAGGGAUUUUUUUUACUUACAGAAUACUAAGGGCAAAGUACGAGUUUGUAUUUCACUUUUCACUAUCGAGUCGAUUCAAAGUGAAACGCAGCGAACCAAUCACAUUGCGGUGUAGCUGUCGUUACGUCACAAUAGCGCACUGUGAUUGGUUAGCUACGUCUCACUGCGAAUCGACUCGUUGAUGAGAUGUGAAGUCUCACUACGCACAAAGUUAUUAUAACUAAUAUUUACCUCAAUUAAUAAUAUGUCUGUGCCAAUUUAACUUUCCAAAUUAAUUCAUCAAAAAUUGUAUUACUUUUAAAAGUAAAAAAAAAAUUAAUAUUAAUGUAUGUGAUUUGAAUAAAUUCCUGCAUGUAUAUCUAUUUUUAAAUCCAUGUUUUGAUUAUUUACAAAACAAAAAAAGAAAAUUUAUUUAUAAGUUAUAAUCUAACCAGUAGAAUUAUGUAAUAGCUACAAUUUUUUUAUUGUAAUUUAAUUUACAAAUAAAAAUAGGUAGGCACUUACAUUAUGUAAUUGAGUAGUAAUUUCUAUUACAAAAAUAUCUCUUGCAUGUAUGAUCUAUGAUAAAAUGUAUUGUUUUUAUUAUAUUAAGAAAAUUAGUAUGCCAUAAAUUAGAUGCAAUAAAAAUAUUUUUUUACAAAUUGUCAUUAUAAAGUCGUUUUAUAGUUUUAAUAAAAUAACAAUAAGUUGAUUUAAAUUGACAUAACGUAGUUAUUUCGUACUAGAUCACAACCAAUCAAUAAAUUUAAAGUCAAUUUACAUAAUUAUAUAAGUUUUAUACAAAAAGACUCUUAUAGUAGGUACUUAAUUAUAUAGCCACUCGGCUUCAUGUUGUGAUAGUAUUAAUUUUAUAGUAACAUAGUAUAUCUACAUAAAUAUUCAUUUCACACAGUUUGGAAACUUUCAAUUGCCUCCACUGCUGUUUAUGAGCAGCAAAUUUGUAAAUAAAUUUCUUUUUAAUUAAUAAAUAAUUGUAUUUAAUA
Plodia interpunctella (Indianmeal moth) is the source of this 4470-nucleotide messenger RNA. Its product is annotated as glutaredoxin domain-containing cysteine-rich protein CG31559-like. Bases 421 to 2337 code for a protein of 638 amino acids. Lineage: Eukaryota; Metazoa; Arthropoda; Insecta; Lepidoptera; Pyralidae. The record is from RefSeq and is a predicted model, not a curated record. Gene Ontology annotation, biological process: sensory perception of sound. The transcript has 6 exons.